AUGGGCGUCCCAAUUGACUUGCCAUCAUCACCAAGGUUCACGCCAAGUCUACAUCGAUAUCGCACCUUACGCGACAAUAGCUCUCCGGCCUCAUCCUUGGCCUAUGCCUCCUCAUCCCCUUCUUUCGUCUGGGGCGAUAGAGGCGAUUUUGACUUUUCGUUGAGCCCAUCGAUUCAAUUGCCCCAAUCACCUGCCUCACUAUCCACGCCCACUUCACCAUCACCAUCGUCAUCAUCCUAUUCAAGGCAUUUGGCCAUUGAUGUCCCGGACAUGAAUAACCUGCCAACAGUACAACAGCAGCAGCAGCAACAACAACAACAACAACAACAACAACAACAACAACAACAGCGACAUUUGCAACUACUACUGCAAUUACGGCAGCAACUACAAGACCAACAGCAGCAAAGACAGAGACUUUAUCGUGAUUUACCACACGAUGCCAACUUUAAUCCCACAACAACUUCGCCCAAUAGGCUCUCUUCGGAUCUUGAAAUGGAGACUCCGGACUUGUCGCGUUUUUUGUCCGUCUCAUUCGAUGAUGCCAAUUCUCGAUCGGUCACGACGAGUCGGACGCUUGCCAGUCCUUUACAGGGCCUCCCUUUUAUUUCUACAUCUACGUCCAUGUCUACGUCUACAUCUACGUCUGCGUCUACACCGAGAUCUACACCCAGGACGAUAGUUCAUGUACAUGCUAUUCAUCAGGAUGUAAUCCAAAUCUAUUCCGAAGAUCAUGAACCUAUUUUUAUGUAUGGUAGACCAAUCCUACCUUCUUCUCCUUCUCUCUCUUCUUCUUCCUCUUCUUCUUCAUCUGUUCAUUGA
Molecule: messenger RNA, 819 nt
Organism: Lobosporangium transversale
Lineage: Eukaryota; Fungi; Mortierellomycota; Mortierellomycetes; Mortierellales; Mortierellaceae
Exons: 1
Coding region: 1-819 (272 amino acids)
Source: RefSeq, a predicted model, not a curated record